This is a messenger RNA of Entelurus aequoreus (snake pipefish), 3125 nucleotides long. It is a transcript of the gene ptprna, whose product is annotated as protein tyrosine phosphatase receptor type Na. Bases 111 to 2828 code for a protein of 905 amino acids. Gene Ontology annotation, biological process: protein dephosphorylation. Gene Ontology annotation, molecular function: protein tyrosine phosphatase activity. Gene Ontology annotation, cellular component: secretory granule. The transcript has 24 exons. The record is from RefSeq and is a predicted model, not a curated record. NCBI's taxonomy places the organism in Eukaryota, Metazoa, Chordata, Actinopteri, Syngnathiformes, Syngnathidae.
UUUUUUUUGCGUCGAGCCGCCGUCCAUCACAGACGUCAUCUUUCCCCCACCCGUGACGCUUCUGUGGACAUGAGAAGGCUUAGCGUUGGCCCGUGACACGUGAACGCACCAUGCUGCAUUCAGGAGCCUGGAGGCUUGCGCUGCUCAGCCUGCUCCUGCAGCCCGGGCUGGCCGACAGAUACGGUUGCCUGUUUGAGAGGAAAGUGUGCUCCAGAGAUCAGUUGUGCUCUAACGACGGGCUGUUUGGUCAGUGUCGGGGUUCCAAGCAGGACCGGGUCCAGUACCAGGUGACAGUUCCAGUACUGAAGAGGAUGCAGGAAGUCCUCAAACAGCUCAUGCUCCAAGGUCUCUCCUGGCAGGACGACAUCACGCAGUACAUCUUGUCCAAGGAACUGAAGAGAGUUCCACACCUGGCCCAGUCAAACAAACCAAACUCCUCUUCACAGUCUGCUCUACCCCAGCACCAGCACCAGCACCAGCACCAGCACCAGCACCAGGUCUCCAAGUCCGGGUCCGGUCCUCCUGCCGCCAACUAUGUGGACUACAUGAUUGUGGAACCCCCUCGCUCUCCACUACACCUGCAGCCAGCCUCCAUCCACCCGUACAACUACCACCAGCACAGACUUCAGGAUGAAGCCGAGAGCUACGCCCGCCCCGCCCCUUCCUGGUCGCCAGCCAAUCAGAGAGGGCGAGACAGGCAGAUGCUUCAGGAGGCGUUGUCGCUCUAUCUGGCUUCUGCGCCGCCGUCGUACCGUCAUCGUGGCUCCGCCCCCAUGGCUCCCCCGGGUCUGCCUUACUACGACGACCUGCACAUGGCGAUACCAGUGGACUACGGCGAGGAUUACGCCCUGGAGGAGAGACUCGGUACUGUGGACAGACAACAAGACAAGAAGGUUUCUCAGUCUGGUGGUUUGCUGCAGAGGAUGUCGGGCGUCCUUCAGAGGUAUGGAGUGGACCCCAAAGAACUGAGUCAAGGGCAACUUUACAAACUGGCCCUGAUACUGCAGAUCCUGCAGGCCCAGGACAAGACUGCAGGUCCCGAUGAGAAGGACCUGGACACCCUCAAGGAGAUGCAGCUGCUAAACAUUCCCAGGAAGGUGGAGAAACCUGCUCCUGUUCCCAAGGUUCCCGACACCCCUCAGCCCCUGGAACCUGGAACUACACCUUCUAGACCCCCACCCUCACAGUCUCCUUCCGGGCCAGGAGCCCCACAGGAAGCAGCAGGUCUUGAUGGACCAGGAGCCAAGGAGGAGUAUGGCUACAUCGUCACCAACCAGAGUCCUCUGAGUUUGCACGAUGGCAUGAAACUGUUGGAGCUCCUGGCUGAGAAGAUCCACCUGACAAGCAGAAGCUUCAUCAACAUAAGCGUGGUGGGACCUGCGCUGACCUUCCGCCUCCGCCAGAACCCACACAACAUGAGCGCUGCACAGGUGGCUGCUAAAGCAGUAUCCGAAAAGAACUUCCUGGAGUCUGAGACGACCCUGAAGAUCGUUCAGAGUGGCGUGGGAGAGAGGACAAAUGCACGGGGUCUCCCUCAGGUGACCAGGGUUUCCCAGGGCUCCAGUGGGACGGUCAUCACGCUGGUUUCCAUGGCAGCGGUGGGAGGGGUGCUGAUGGUGGCGGUGGCCUUCGCCUGCCUCAGACACUACGCUCACCACCUGGCCAAUGGCAAGCUCGGUCUGGGGCCAGAGGGAGGGGCCGAAACACACUUUGACUAUCAGGAGCUAUGUCGCCAGCACAUGGCGUCCAAAUCCUCUCUGUGCCGCCAGGACUGCGUGGGCGCCGGCACCAGCGGGGUGGCGGGCGGCGCCGCCGGCGGUCGGCGGGGGACGGACACGUCCCGCGUGAGCAGCGUCUCGUCCCAGUUCAGCGACGGGCCGCAGCACAGUCCCUCGUCCACGCACAGCUCCACGCCGUCCUGGAGCGAGGAGCCCGCCCAGUCCAACAUGGACAUCUCCACCGGUCACAUGAUUCUGACCUACAUGGAGGACCACCUUCGUAACAAGGACCGCCUCCAGAAGGAGUGGGAGGCCCUGUGCUCCUACCAGGCCGAGCCCAGUUCAGUGGCGCUGGCACAAACUCUCGCCAACGUGGACAAAAACAGACAAGCGGAAUCGCUGCCAUAUGAUCACUCACGGGUGAAGCUGAAAAAGGACGUCAACCCCAAAAAACAAGAUUACAUCAACGCCAGUUUUGUGUUUGACCACGAUCCUAGGCAGCCAUCUUACAUCGCCACCCAGGGACCUCUGACUCACACCGUGGCAGACUUCUGGCAGAUGGUGUGGGAGAACGGCUGCACAGUGAUCGUGAUGAUGUCCGCCCUGGUGGAGGACGGACAGAAACAAAGUGCCAGGUACUGGCCUGACGAGGGUUCCUCCCUGUACUACAUCUAUGAGGUCAACCUGGUGUCAGAGCAUAUCUGGUGCAAGGACUUCCUGGUGCGCAGCUUCUACCUGAAGAACCUGCAGACACAAGAAACUAGAACCCUGACCCAAUUCCACUUCCUGAGCUGGCCAGCUGACGGCAUCCCCACCUCCACACGCCCCCUGCUGGACUUCCGCAGGAAGGUGAACAAAUGCUACCGAGGACGCUCCUGUCCAAUCAUAGUCCACUGCAGCGACGGCACUGGCAGGACUGGCACCUACAUCCUCAUUGACAUGGUGCUCAACCGCAUGGCCAAAUGCGUGAAGGAGAUCGACAUUGCUGCCACACUGGAGCACAUCAGAGACCAGAGACCGAGCCUUGUCCGCACCAAGGACCAGUUUGAGUUUGCGCUGACAGCCGUGGCCGAGGAGGUGAACGCCAUCUUGAAGGCUUUGCCGCAGUGAAUCGUCGCCACCUGAACACCACACCUUAUCAUUCACCUUUUCUUCUGUUAAAUGUUUGGGCCCCAACCUGAAUAAAUGUGUCAAAGGUCACAAGCCGUAAAAGAGACACAACUUUGCUUUUUUGUCUUGUGUGGGUUGUCAAGUUGGGAGUGUGUCCAUGUUUGUGUCCCUGGAGUACUUUGAACAUCAUCAUUCAUGUAAAUACUCCUCCCAGAUUUAUUUCAUGUAGCAAAAGGAUAAAAUGGCUAUAAAAAAUGUAUUUUUGACUUGAGAAAUAAAUGUUGUGAUGUGACGCAG